CUUUCUAGAAAAAGUAAUUUCGGAAACGAAGCAUGGUUGACAGUGACAGUUGUGUGCCUAGUUGUGAAGAGCGUUGAUAAAGAAAUAUGGCCGGCCCAAGGCAGACUCCGUUAACUUGCAGUGGACAUACACGUCCCGUUGUCGACUUGUCCUUCAGUGACAUUACCCCGUUUGGAUACUUUCUGAUCAGUGCAUGUAAAGAUGGCAAGCCCAUGUUGCGGCAGGGAGACACCGGGGACUGGAUCGGGACAUUCGAAGGCCACAAAGGUGCUGUAUGGGGAGCCACACUGAAUAGUGAUGCCACAAGAGCUGCCACUGGGGCUGCCGAUUUUACUGCUAAAGUAUGGGAUGCGGAGAAAGGAGAAGAGCUACACAGCUUUUCCCACAAGCACAUUGUGAAAAGUGUGGACUUCUCCAGUGACAGCAAAUACCUUCUCACUGGCAGCAACGAAAAACUACUACGUAUAUUUGAUCUGGAGAAACCUGAUGCUGAGCCUAAACAGUUUGCGGGCCACACUUCCAACAUCAGGGCUGUGCAUUUCAACAAGGAGUGUACCCGAGUUCUGAGUGCUAGUGAUGAUAAGACCUUGAGGGUUUGGGAUGUGAACAACUGUCAAGAGAUUCACUGCAUCGAGGUUCCUUCGUCUCCCGGUAGCCUGGAACUCACAUCAGAUGGAACCAUCUUCACCAUCACAUACGGCAAUUUCACGGCUUUCUACAACGCUGAAACUUUCGAGAAGAUCAAAGAGAUUAAAGCUCCGGCUCCGGUGAACACCGCUUCCCUCCAUCCAUCUAAAAACUUCUUUGUUUGUGGCGGAGAGGACUUCAAGAUGUACAAGUUUGAUUAUUUUACAGGAGCUGAGAUUGAGUCCUUCAAAGGUCAUUUUGGCCCGGUGCACUGCGUGCGUUUCUCACCUGAUGGGGAGCUCUAUGCCAGUGGCAGUGAGGAUGGUACUUUGCGUCUGUGGCAGACAACAGUUGGAACCACUUACGGCCUCUGGAAGUGUGUGGCUCCGGACAUCGAAGCGGGGGACACCUCCACCUCGUCCUCCUCCUCCUCUGUCACCACCACCACCUCCACCACUACAUCGUCCUCUGCAACUGCUGUCAAAGUGGAGUCUUGAUAGAUGUGUGGGAUUGUCUAGUGAACAGUGCCAGAUAUUAUUAUUUCCACCUGGAUUAUGAUAAAGAUGAGCAAAUCACUUGACAAGUGGUGAUUCAGAACAGAAAAAGGAAAGACCCAUAGGGUUCUGUGGUGCUGCCCAUAACGGUUCUUAUGGUCUUUAAGAGAGGGUAAACAGCAGAGAUCUGUGAGUGUAUAGUGGAUCACUUAACACCGGCAUGAGUCAAAAUCAUGAAAUGUUUUCGGUUUGAAAACUGAUAUUUUUUUCAUAUUAUACUUCACAAUUUUUUGUGAUAAACUUUGUGCCUGAAAAAAAAGUUAUUUAAGAUUCAUUAGCAUUUUUCUAUUGAUUCAAAAACAAAAUACAAGAGAAUGAGAUAAUUUGAAAUAGAGAUCCAGCUUUGUUCGGUUUUAGAAGGAUUUUUUUUUCUGUUACUUAUUUUUAAAAAGUCUAACUCAAAAUCAGGUGGUUCCUGACUGAAUUCUAUCAUACUGGACAGUGGUCUAGAACACAAACAGUACUUAACUCUUAAUCUACAAGACUGCUUAUUUCUUGCAAAACUGCCACUGAAAGAGAAAAAUAAGCAAUUGAAAAAGUGAAACGAAAGAAUGAAUUUGGUGUCGGUUAUUUAGCAAAAUCUGUCAGAAGAGUGAAAUGAAUAAAGCGAUCAGUCUUGUCAGAUAUAGUGUGUCCUUUACAGACUAAUGUUAUGGUUUGUACUGCCUUACUGAUGACCUGUCUGGGUGUAGAACACAGUGUAAAGAUGAUGGUGGUGGCUUCUUCAUGUGUUUCUUUGUCUUGUGUUUGUAUGGAUGUGUGUGUGUGUGUGUAUCUUUGAUUAAGCUUCUCACUAUUCUCAGUACUUGUUGACAUCUCAGUACUUGUUGACAGAGUGGCUGAGAAACAGUGCCACUGUACUGGAAAAGUCCAAAAUGAUAUUUAGGAUGUGUGACUAAAUAAGUUAUGUCUAAUGUUUGAGUUUCCUUUUACUUACUUUUUAGAUCACUAUCUGAGUCUUUAAUCUUUACUACUGAACAAUGCUUGGUUUAAAAAUGUUCUGUAACCAGUGUUUUUCUUCUGAUUUGAUUCAGUGUUUUCUUCAACUGCAUACAGUUGAUGAACCAAACAAUUAGAUUUGUCUACAUUGUAACUGUUUAGUUUAUAAACCUAACAAAACUGUCUUUGUUACAGAGACCAUAGAUUUUUUCUCCUUUGCCAAGUGAGUCCAGAACAAAAGUAGUUGCAAACUAUUUCCCUUGUCAUAGUUUUUACCUCCAGACUGAGUUUCUUGACUUUUUGUGUCGAGAGGAUUAGAAAAAUACUCUUGUAAAUAUACUCUGAAGUUUUCUGAAACUGAAAUUGAAGGGGGAAACAUUUUUUGGGGAGAAAAUUAAAUCAGUUGUGGAGCCAAUACUUUCAAAUGAAUUAUUUUCAAAAUUGGUGCUAUCUUAUCUUUUGUUCACCCUCAUCUUUCAUUUUGAAAACAAAAGCAUCUUGAUCUGCUAACCAAACAUGUAGUAUUUCCCUGAAAUGGCUGAGGUUUUGUAAAUUACUCCCUGUGUGGUUUUUAUUUCUUGAGUCAAGAUAGGCCUACUAUUUCUACUUUUAGAAAGGGGAUGGUCAGAAAAUGUUCCCCAGGGCAGAGCUCUUGAAUUGUGACUGUAUUGCUUGAUGCUGGACAAAUAACCACUGAAAAGUUUGAGAGAAAAAAAUUCAUUAUCGUGCUUGUAUUGUCAGAUCACUGUUUCCUUGCCUUCUGUUCUUGUCUCAAAUGGACGUGGAAUUUAAUUUAGACACUAACAAGAUACAUUUUGGUGCACAACUCAAUGAUCAGUCGUUGAGUGUGUUCCUAACUGUUCACAGUAAUGUCCAUACAAGCAUAGAGGUUACUCAAAACUUAAGUGUCAUUAACGCUUUAGACCCUGGCCGUGGGUGGUUGGUGGGUUCUCUGGUGUGGCUUGCUCCUUCUUUCCUAUCCAACUUCUAUCCUCCUUAUCUCUACUUCUUUUUUUGUGUUUGUUACUCUCUUGUAAUGUCUCUAAUCUGCUUCACUUAUAUGACCUAAUUGUGUUGCAAGUGCUGUCAAACUCUUACUGCAACCAAAAAACAAAAACCCUUGCCCGCUGAGCCUACAGGAUCCGCACACUUGUGCCCCCAUGGGUCAAAUGCUAAAUGUACGGCACUGCACGCUGAGGUGUGUGUGUGUUUGGUGCACAGAGAGUAAAGGUAGCGUACGCUCUUGUGCUAUAGAGUCAACAAGUCAUUCUUAACUUGAUGCAUUGUCUUGCCUAUACAGUAUGUCCCAUCAUGUUUUGUUCUGGAUCUGAGUGUGAGUACACAACAGCCUCCUCUGUUUUGUGAGCGAAGAGCAUGGAAUCUUUAUUAUUCUAACAUACCUGCCUUUAUUUCGUUAAUACGUGCAAGUCUGUUUCAGUGGCAUGGACAUGUGUUCCUUUUUUUGUUUGUAUUUAACUCUAUUGUCGUACCGUUCUCUUGAGGUGAUUGUUUCAACUGAACUGAGCUUGUCAACUGUUUAUUUCAAUGCUCACAGUAAGAAUAAAUAUGAUCAAAAAGUUACAA
Molecule: messenger RNA, 3704 nt
Organism: Aplysia californica (California sea hare)
Lineage: Eukaryota; Metazoa; Mollusca; Gastropoda; Aplysiida; Aplysiidae
Product: serine-threonine kinase receptor-associated protein
Exons: 7
Coding region: 87-1124 (345 amino acids)
Biological process (GO): spliceosomal snRNP assembly
Cellular component (GO): SMN complex
Molecular function (GO): protein binding; RNA binding
Source: RefSeq, a predicted model, not a curated record